Messenger RNA from Nicrophorus vespilloides, 2020 nucleotides. Its product is annotated as transmembrane protein 135-like. The record is from RefSeq and is a predicted model, not a curated record. The transcript has 7 exons. Lineage: Eukaryota; Metazoa; Arthropoda; Insecta; Coleoptera; Silphidae. Bases 266 to 1708 code for a protein of 480 amino acids.
GUGUGUUGUGUUGCGUAUGCGCAUAUUAUAUGUCAGUGUCAGCUGUAAGGAUGUAAAUACAUAGUCGAGUGUAGAGCGCCGAUUUAGUAGAAAGUCCAGAAGUCAAUAAGUGUUGAUGAGUGGUAAUAGUAUUUAACUACGAUGAUUAUAUUCUGAUAAGUUAUACUCAGUGUUAAGCAAUAAAUCGAGUGUGAAGCAAGUACAUUUUGUAGACCUACAAAUUAUAUCUCUCUUAUUUUAACCAAGUUUUUAAGAAUAAAUAAAAAUGGUUUUAAGCAAGUUAGCCCCUAUUGGGGUCUCAUGCCAGGAGUAUGUACAUCCAUGGACAAGCAGUUGCUCUCAGGCAACUUGUGGCCUUUACCUAUGGGCCCUGGGAGAUGCAUUAAGGGUUUAUUCUACUGUAUACAUUUUAGCUUUAGUCAUGAAAGGCAAGAUUCCCACACUGGAUGAACUGAAAAAGACAAUUAAAGGAAUUCUGCAAUCAACUGCUUUCCUUAGUGUGAAUGCAUUUGGAUAUUCAGGAUUCUUAUGUAUUCUCAGAGCUGUGUUGGGACAUUUUAAUGUCUAUACUGUUUCUGGUCUUCCUGCGUUUUUGGCAAGUAUAUUUGCCAUACUCAUUGAAAGGCCUUCCAGGCGUCUUAUGCUAGCGUUGUACGUAAGCAACGUAGCCACUGAAACUGUCUGGAAUAUGCUGCUGUACCGGAACAUGGUUAAAUCCGUGAAAAACGGACAGGUCGCUAUUUUCGCAGGAAGUAUGGCAAUACUUCUAGCUGUUUUCAAAGCGGGUCUUCACAAGAAAGACGGCAAAUCCGAUUCAAUGUUUAAUAUAUUCAAGUUUGUGUUGGGACCUUAUGAAGAAAAGGAUUAUAAUGUUAGAUCUAGUCAAUCGAACAAUAUCUGCAGACAAGACGAUCAAAACGGGGACGCUUCUUCCAAUAACGGCAGAUGGCCGACGAAUAAUACCAAUAAUAAUCGUAAAAAGGGUAAUGCGAUUUACGGUCUAAUAGUGCAAGCCCUUAAGAUUUACAAAAGGACGGUGCAUCGGAUCAAGUGUUGUGAUAGACAUAGCCUUUGCCCGCAUCCGUUUAGCUGCAUAUACUACACAGUUCAAGGCAGCGCAAAAAUGUUUUCUGUUGGACUGGGCUUGCAAUUGGCGCUCAAGGUUGUUCUAAACCUGAAGACCAUUUUUAGAUCACCUCAGAAACUCGGAGAUAUCGUCUUCCAAAGGAAGAACCUGAACAUCGCGGCGUUUUUGGGUGGAGCUUCCGGCUUAUUCAGAAUGACGAUGUGUGCUUUGCGAAGGAUAACAGGUAAAGACGACGCCAUCCACGCGCUUCCAGCAGGUCUUAUCGCAGGUUUAGCCUUCUUCAAAUAUCCUGACACGACGAUCGCACUCUACGUCUUCUGGAAAAUGCUGCAAAUCAUGUACAACCUUGGAAUUGAUAUGGGUUUUCUGCCGAAGAUUCCCGGAUUCACUAAUUUCCUAUAUUGCCUCAGCACUGCAAUCCUCUUCCAUGCGGCAAUCGUAGAACCAACAAAUCUCAGGGGCAGUUACUGGAAGUUCCUGCAUUCCAUGUCCGGUGGAAGAAUCGCAGUAAUGGAUCGUAAAGCUAUGGACAUUUGGGGAUUGGAUACGUCAGAAAGUUUGCUGAAAGUAUUAGGAAAGACGAAGACGAAAGCAGCCCUGUCAUGGCAUUUAGUUCAAUAACUCUGUCCAACAAUUAACCAAUUUUAUUUUGAAAUGUUUUUAGACAAUUUAUUUUUCGUUAUUUUAUUAUUUUUUUAAGUUGAAUAUUUCCGAGUCAGUACAAAGUUUUAAAUUCAACAUUCGCGCGCUUUAUCAUCGAAGUAGGUCUUCCGACGGAAGAAAAGAAAAAUAUUUCUUAUAGAAACUGGAUGAAACAGAUGCCAAUUUUAUUACUUUGUUAUUUUUAUUGUUAUUAUUUGAAUACUGGUGCUAAUAUAGUUACCAUUUUUAAACGCACAAAGUUGCACUUAAAUAAUUAUUGUAGUUUGAAAA